Molecule: messenger RNA, 700 nt
Organism: Closterium sp. NIES-67
Lineage: Eukaryota; Viridiplantae; Streptophyta; Zygnematophyceae; Desmidiales; Closteriaceae
Source: the annotation of a GenBank genome assembly
CCACCAACCUCACUCCCCGUACUGUAAUCGUCGUCGCCUCGCGUACCUCUCGUCGUUAGUGCACUAUAGUCCGCGCGCCUCGCACGACGCAUUGGGACCGCACUCUACAGACUUAAGAGAAGGCUCUAAGAGCUCUUAGCUCUAAAAUUAUUACAUUAAACGGUCGCCAUGAGGCUAGAGUUUCGGAAUCCUCGUGUUACGUUUCUCCUCGUCGUCGUCGUGGCCUGCCUUCUUCUGCUUCUACCGAACCGCGCCUACUCUCUCCCCCGCCACGGCGGCCGCCCAAACUUCAACGACUGGGUCAAGUCGUACCGCCCAGAAGCAGCCUCGCAUCAAUUCGACCCCAUCCGCAUCCGCGCUCCCAGGCAAAUACCAGAGGAGUACCGUGACGUGCACAUUCCGUCAGAGGAGGAGCUCCAGAUGCUGGCUCAGUUCGGCCAUGCUCAUCAUGCCUCCUACUACUUCAACACCAAGCCUGCUGCUGCCAUGGCUGCUGCUGCUGAAGCCGCAGCAGGGGUUGGGGUUGGGGACCAGAAGCCCUAGGUGGAUUUUAUUGGCUCUGCCUAUUUGAUAGGUCUUGCGUAUUCAGGUCAUGUCCUUCACAUUUUCUUUGCUGCAUGCCCCUUCCACUUUUUUACACUCUGAGGUUUCAAAAGAAUGCAUAUGGGCAUAUACGUGUAUGCUGUGCGUGAAGAAACCG